AUGUAUAACGAAGAAACCAAAAGCUUUGACACAAAAGUGAAGUGGAGUCAAAUAACAAGCGGACAAAUUCUGAAAAUUGACUGCAACCAAAUCAUCCCAGCAGAUAUUGUUCCACUUGUGUCGACGAAUGAGAAUGGAAUAGUAUACGUUCAAACAACAGCACUUGACGGAGAAACUGAUUUCAAAUCUGUGUUAGUCCCAUCACACUUUCAAAAUAGAGAGUUGGACGAUAUCUCCAACAUUGAAAUUACAUUACACACAGAACGCCCAACACCCUCAUUUGAGUCUUUUAAAGCGUACUUUGAAGAAGAUAAAAACAAGAUAUCAUUAAGCUCGAAGAACUUACUUCUUCAAGGUACCGUUUUGAAGAACACAGACAGCGUCAUGGGAGUUGUGUGUUAUUGUGGAAGCGACACUAAACUGUCAUUAAACCAAACAAAACCUCGUCUAAAGAAGUCCACGACGAAUUCCCGAUUUAACCAAUUUGUCCUUUUUAUGAUAGUAUUCCAAACGGUUGUAUGUCUUUUACUUGCUGUAUUCUCCGCACUUGACUUCAAACAAUAUAACGAUCUAAAGAACGGGUUUUGGUACCUCAGCAAAGAAGAUAUCUCUCCGGUGUUUUUUGGAGUUAAGAAGUUUUUUGGUUUCUUUACGUUGAUGAACAACAUGAUUCCAAUAUCAUGCCAAGUCACACUUGAAACUGUCAAAUUUUUGCAGGGGAUUUUUAUCGAAAUUGAUAACGAUUUGAAAAUGGACAUAUUGAAAAUUGAAUGCAACAAAGAUGGCGAUAUGAAUGAAAAAAUUAAAAAGGUUGGAGCAAGAGCAAAUUCGACAAUUUUGAAUGACGAGUUGGGGCUAGCCAAGUAUGUUUUGUCUGACAAGACUGGGACAUUAACAGAGAAUUGCAUGGUGUUCAAAGGUGCGAGUAUUCAUGGGAAGUCAUUCGAAGAGUCUGAUUUAAAAAAUUCGGAAUGUGAAAUCGAGAAUACACAAAAGCGUGAGUUGUUACUUUGUAUGUCGUUGUGUAAUUCCGUCGAAGUUAAGAACAAUGAGUUUUGCUCGAAUUGUCCCGACGAGGAGUGUUUGUGUAUUGGGGCAAAAAUGAAUCACGUAGAACUGAUAUUCAGAAGUGAUAAUAAAAUUGCAGUGAAACUUGAAAACAAAAGAGAGGAGUACAAAGUCCUUUGUGUGAUACCCUUUUCGAGUUAUCGAAAGCGAAUGAGUGUGUUACUGAGAGAUAAAUAUGGGGGUGUCACGUUGUGGAUGAAAGGUGCCGAUGAAGUCAUUUUUUCACUUGCUCGUGAUUCACGCGACAAUUUUGAAGACGAGAGGAAUAUCGAGGACUUUUCAAAAGAAGGAUUUAGAACUCUUUUAUUUGCUAAACGAGAAAUAACAGAGACGUAUUUUGGCGAGUGGUUUGCGAAGUAUGAAAAUGUGAUUCACAAUUUUGAAGACGAUUUAAAGACCGAAGCACGAAAGGUCGAACUUGAAAAAGAGAUUGAAAGUGAUUUGACAAUUUUGGGAGCGUCGAAAAUCGAAGACAAAUUACAAGAAGGUGUUAAAGAAACCAUUGAAAUGUUAAAGAGAGGUGGUCUUAAAGUCUGGGUAAUCACUGGAGAUCGUCUAGAAACUGCACUCAACAUUGGGAACUCUUGUGGACUCAUUCAGAGCGAUAUUUUUUGUGUCAAAGAAAUUGAAAAUUUGUGUGAGACUUUGGAGCAAAUAAAACGGAAACUUCAGAGCAAUCUGCAGAAUCAAAAAGGUGAAAAUGGUGGGAGUGGAACAGUUGUUAUUGAAGGGAAACUCUUUGAAACAGCAGAAAACCUUCAUUUCAAUGAAUUGAGUGAAGUCAUUAAGUUAAGUGACAGCCUGAUAUGCUGCCGAGUCACCCCACUUCAAAAGGCACUCAUUGCAAAAACUGUGCAGAAAAUAACUAAAGAAAUUGUAAUAACAAUUGGAGAUGGCGCGAAUGAUGUUCCGAUGAUUAACACGGGCAAUGUUGGGAUUGGUAUAUUUGGGAAAGAAGGCACACAAGCCGCAAGAGCUUCUGAUUUUGCUAUUCGACGGUUUAAGGAUAUUGGAAAGCUUGUUUUGUUUCAUGGAAGAGAGUGUUUGUAUCGGAAUUCGUUACUCAUUAAAUUGUGCUUUUACAAGAACAUCGCAAUGUUCUUUGUCUUGUUCUAUCUUGCGUUUUUAAACAACUUCAGUUGUGAGACGAUAUAUGACGAUUACAUGGUCGCGCUCUACAACACGUUUUUCACAGCAAUCCCCCCACUGUUGUCCGCUGUUUUUGACAAAGACGUCGAGUGGAAAAUUAUCAAAAAAGUGCCACAACUCAAUCGCGAAAUGUUACUUUCAAAACGGUCAGCAUUCAUGUCGUUUGUAAAUUGGUUUGUAUUUGGCAUAUAUCAAUCGCUAGUCUUCUUCUUCUUUUAUUACAUCACAACGUUUACAUGCGAUGUAACAAUGUUUGGGUUAAAUGGUGGUAUACCAUACACAUCAGGGUUAUUCACUUUGGGUAUCAUUUUGACCAUUUUAAUUACAAUGGCAUUACAAACAAAGACAUGGAACUACGUUUUAGUGUUUGGUCAUGUUAUCAGUGUUGUUUUAACACUUCUUGUGUUCAUUGUUCUCUCAUUCUACCCAAAUUUGUCUAUGAUGAACUUUUCAUGGUAUGGUCUUGUCGUUUUGUUCCAACAGCCACAUUUUUACUUAUCAGUAUUCGCAAUGGUAUUUAUGUCUGUCUUGCCAUUGUUGGUGAAUUCUUCUUUUAAAAUAUUGCUCAAUCCAAAUGACUACGACGUUGCUAGAGAACUUUUUGAAAAUAAAAUGGGCAAAAAGGCGCUCAACAAAGAAAGAAAGUGGGUGCAGAAAGAAGUGGAAAUGCAGGCAGUGUAA
This is a messenger RNA of Entamoeba invadens IP1, 2898 nucleotides long. RefSeq names its product phospholipid-transporting ATPase, putative. Gene Ontology annotation, molecular function: ATP binding; ATPase-coupled intramembrane lipid carrier activity; ATP hydrolysis activity. Gene Ontology annotation, cellular component: plasma membrane. Gene Ontology annotation, biological process: phospholipid translocation. The transcript has a single exon. Lineage: Eukaryota; Evosea; Mastigamoebida; Endamoebidae. The record is from RefSeq and is a predicted model, not a curated record. Bases 1 to 2898 code for a protein of 965 amino acids.